CCCGCCUCCCCUCCCGCGGGGCGCCCCUGCCGCCCGCCCCCCGCCGCGCGGCGCGCCGGCCGCCGCGCGGCGCCAUGCCGUCGUUCAAGGCCUUCUCCGAGAUGCAGAGGAAGGCUCGCGAGGCCGCCCAGGCGGCGUCCGAGCCGCCCGAGCCGCCCGCGGCCGGAGCUGCCGCCUCGGCCGUGGCGUUUUCCCCGCCACCGGCAGCGGCGCCGACGCCCACGGCGGCGGCUGCGGAAGAGGAGGCGGAGCGCAGAAGGCCGCCAGAGCCGGCGGCGCCCCCGCCCUCGGAGCGCCAGGGCCCCGAGGCGGCGGGCCUGGCCGCCGGCAUGGCCGUGCGGGUGGUCAGCCUUCAGGCGAGCCCGAGCCGUGGCUGCCUCUGCUGGGAGGUUCGCAGCCUCGCUACCCUGGACAAGCCAAGAGGCCGGCGGUCGCGCGUGGCGGGGGCCGCCGCGGACUCCAUCAUUGCGUUGGUGGAGUCGCCUUCCAAUUCUCGAGAGCUGGAUCCCAGCAGGUCGGUGUCCUCUGCCAGCGAGUUCGGGCGCCGCACCUGCGAGAUGUGCGGGGAGGUGCGGAGGAUUGCGCGCCUGGAUGCCAGCGGGUCGUUCUGCGCGGCCUGCCAGCUCAUCACCGAUCGCCCGAGGGCUUUGCCUAGAAGAGCGCGGAGCUUGCCCGUCGACAUCUUCAAGAAGGAGGACGAGCUCUCGAAGUCGCUCGCCCAGCUGGAGGCCGUUGUCAACUAUGUCGUCACCGCUUUCGGCGGCCGCGUCGAGGAUGCGCCAGCGAAGCUCCUGAUCGCCAAAAAGUACGUUAAGGACUCGAAAGUUCCAGAUGGUCAGAGAGUGCGCCACCACAUGGAGAUUCCUGGCAUGUAUCGCCUCGGGAUAAAGCGCAGCAUCGGGUACUCCAGCGCCGCGGCCACAGCCCAGAUGCUUGAGGUUGACGUCAAGAGAUACCAAGUCGUGAACUCUGCUUGGAAGUCCUACAAGUUGUUCAGUGCGGACGUCUUUAGCAUUUUCUAUACACCCCGACUGCCGGACGAUAUUGAUAUUGAUCCAGACAUUCGGGGCGCUUCUGAUUUCACUGCCGCGUCCAAGCACUACCCCGAUCUUACAUAUGUCCCCAUGUCUUCUUCGGCAGCGAACACAAUGAAAAUGUGGGAACACCAACUUCACCGACAAGGUUUGGCUACGUGGAAAGACAGAGCUGAUGAUGAGAGCGGUUGUGCGGACGCAAAGGGCGCUGAGUUCUUCCACGUAUCAAUCUUAUCUUUUGGAACAGACAAAGGCCCAGACAAUGUUGGAGGCAGAAAUCAAAUAACUAACCUGCUCGCCGACAAAGUGUUUUCGUGGGUGGCUUGGGUCUGGUGCUUGCAGCACCAACUUCACCUCAUCGUGAAACGCCAGCUGAAAAGAACAGGCAGCUUUUUCUCAAAUAUGGCAAAGAAGUCCAACACAUGGCGCGCGCCAUCCAACUCGGUGAAGAUACGCCAGUGCUGGGAGAAGGAGUUUGGAUUUGAUCGGAUGAAGCAGGUUGCUCAUCGCCUACCACCUCGAGUACUCAGGGGCAGGCUCGGGUCAAUCCACGAGGUGGGCGCUUUCUUUCUGCGAGCUUCCCAGCCAGAAACAUCGACUGUCUUCAACAAAGUGUUCGACCCCAAGGGGACAGCUUCCCCUGCUCCUCGCCCAGUUGACCCUACUCUCACUGAAGACGCGAACGGCGAGGACUACGCUACGAAGCUCACUCGGUGGAAAAACGACGCUGUGAAAGCUGCGAAUGAUCUUAAACGCUGGGCGCUGAUGGCCGCUACGCAGGUGACCAGGGAGCCGAUCCAUGGCAUGAUGUGUUGGUUACAAAAAAGAGCUGGCGAAAGCCGUGAGCAACAAAGCGAGCUGGCCACUGCGUUAUCAGAUAUGUCUGCGGAGUCACUCGAGAAGAAACGAUCUGCUGUGCAGAAGCUGGUCUACGGCAUGGGGAAUGAGUUCAUGAAUGAGCUAGACAAAUUGUUCGAGGAGGGCUCAUACAAUGACGUUUCGAAGUGGGGAAAGGUAUGGAAGCACACGGAUGCCAACACUAACAUGAUUGAUCUCCACAACAUGUGCAUGUUACACCUACUGGAGAUAUCCUGCGACUUCCACAUGCGAAUCAUGGAGCCCAUUCGCUAA
This is a messenger RNA of Prorocentrum cordatum, 2165 nucleotides long. The record is from the annotation of a GenBank genome assembly. NCBI's taxonomy places the organism in Eukaryota, Dinophyceae, Prorocentrales, Prorocentraceae.